CUUUACUGUUACUACUACUUGCUGGUAUUUACAUCUGAGAUUGGAUCAAUUACGAUGUUCCUAUGUGCUAGCAGUUCUGCUUAUAAUAAGCCACGGAGACUGGAGCCUUCACAUGUUGCCUUUACUUUCAGAGGAAUUUGCUUCCUUAUGAGGUAUGAUAUAAGGAUCUGUCCAAAACUUAUGCUCUGACAGCGAAAUCAUCUGCAUUUGGAAAUUUGGAUGGACUUCAGAGUUCCUUGGCAGAUGCCCCAGCCCAAAUGCAUUGCAAAAGGACAUAAACAGGUUUGAUCCAUUUACAGCCCACAAUGAUGUCUGUUUUUCAAGCAUAGUUUCCUGCCGUGUUUUUGCCUGCUAAGAAAGCCCAAAGCACAUGUUUUUUUAUCUUCAUAAACAGCGUGGUAGAAGUAUAUCAUAUGCCUUGAAGGAUUAUCCCUACCUUGGCAUAUAAACAGAAAACUUUCUGUAUUCUGAACAUGCCACUGUCUCCAGAAUACAACAUUAAUUGCAAAAUUUCCUCCACGGGAUGUUGGUAAACACUAUCAAAAUAUUACAAAAAUAAAAAAUAUUUCUGUGUGAAACAUAUUAGUAUUAGUUUCACUUGGUCCAUUGAAAUAUAUUUGCUCAUACUAGCUGUCAAAGUUUAGACAUGACACACAUUUACAUAUGGAGAGUAAAUCUUUGACCACCAAUUUCUUGGAGAAUCAAUAAAUUUGUCCCUUAUCAAAACCAAAUUGCAUCGGUGAGUGGUGCACACUGCCCACUGUGGAGGACUGGAGGGAGGAGAAACAGAGCAAGGAUUGUUCUUUCUUGGCAUAAAAACCUAUAGAGCCGAAAUAGGUCAGGACCACCACUGUACUCUACCAGCCAUAUAUAAGAUAAUGUGCUCGGUGAGUGUCGUGAGGCUAUAAAGCCCGAAUCUCAUUGGGCCCAGCCAGGCCAUGGCUUUCCAUCCCCCCAAUACCAAGUAGUUCCAAAAACAAAAGGGGGGGCUCAGUGGAAAGGGUGUGCCUGCUCUUUUCCAUACAGAUUUGCGUUCAUCAAUGGCAGAGGGGAUCUCAUGAGGUCAUCGGGCUCUUGCAAGUGGGGAGGAAAAGGGAGAUCUAGGAAAGACUUAGUGGCCCACCUUUUCCCUCUUUUCCCACAAGGACGAGCUCAUGGAUUGGAGUAGGAAAGUGAUUCUGAAUCGGUCUCAAAUCUUGGCCAAGAUCACACUGUGUACUCUCCACUGGAUCAGCAAAUGAGGCAUUUUGUUAUUGCAUGAUGGCAUCCCCUGACCAUGCUCGUGCAGAGGCCAAAAGUUUUGUCAUUAGGAUAUGGAUGUCGUGAGGCUUGUGGGUUUAUUGUUUUAUUUGUUUCUUUGAGUUUUCAGUUAGCGUUGCAGGUUAUAUUUGGUUCCUGUUUGUGAGUUUUAAGGUAUAUUGCAGAGCGAUGCAACCCCAUUUCAUAUUUUCAUAUGCCUGUCCAAUCAAGGAACUUGUUCUGAGCCACCUAAUAGACAUUAGGGUUUAUGUCAAAAUCGAGAUCAUUGCAUAUUUUAUGCGGAAACAUGUAACAAGGAUGUCAUUAUUUAAGGAUUUCACAAAAGAAAUUUUAGUGUUGUAGUGGAGCAAUUCACUAGAUACUGACUUUGUGUUUGUGCAAUCUCGUGGUUUGAAGCCUGUGGUGGUGUACCUAGGCAGCAUAUUGGAAUAUAUCUUUGUUGAUAUUGCAUCCAUCUGUAUAUUGGAAUAUAUCGCUGUUGAUAUUGCAUCCAUCUGUGGAAAAUUUUCGGAUAUCCUAUACUGUUCUUGGAUUCUAUUCUUGACAUUGGUACUGACCUGCCUAGAUUACAUUCCCUUGCGUCCUAUUGCUUCCAAACAAAGAAACCCCAACAUUUUCUUUUGCAAACAGCAGUACAAGUGCAUUUCCUGAGCAUAACAAACGAUAUUCUGGUUCUACAUUUGUUUGAAUAAAAUGUGAGAGUAUGAUUUCAGAUAUGUGGAUGUCAACCUAUCUUAAAAUUAGUUAUUGAAUGGAUAAUAUCUAGUGUUGUCCAGUAUCUAGAGCUCAAUAAAUAAAAUCAUUUAUGAGCUUAGGAAAUUCAUUGAUAUGCAUUAUGAACAUAUAAUAUCAGCCAACCUAUUCUGAAUUCAAACAGAACUUAUAGGUUGAAUUCAAACAGAACUUGGAUGAGUCAAUUAAAUUUGUCGUGUCAUCCCAAGGUCAGCAAACCUUUCUGUUUUCGUUUUAUUUUCUGAACAGCUAGACCUCAAUAUACUUUAUUAUUGAUUGAGUUGUUUAGGUCUUAAUUAAUUGUCUCGGUGUCCUUCAGAAAGAAAAAAGGAAUUUGGUUUUGGUCCAGAUUUUUUUUUGUCUCUGUUUUCGUUCCUGAAACAAAUGGAGUAGGUCCUCGCACUUGCCUGUUAGUUGCAUGAGAGCUCAUGGUUUCCAGCCACACAAUCCAUGGGCUCCUUCUUAGCCUGAGUGGUGGCCAAUCAACAUAAAUAAUUCUAGGGCCCUCAGAACAGUAUUACACAACUGUAACCCUGCAAAAGAUUUGGUAUCUAGAGCUGAGCCCCAUUGUACCCAGCUAGCGUUGGAUGUGGUCAAGGGCAACAGGAGGAGCCAUAGGGGUGGGGGGUGGGGGGGGUAUAGGCUCUCCUUAAAAGACUGUUCAGAUGGAUCAGAGCAGCGGGCUGCGAAAAAGAAAUGGUUGGUUCUGCUUUCCUCUGUGUUCGCCAGGUCCAUAAAUCUGAGAACGAUCUUUUGCUCCAUUGCCUAUAUGCGUGAUAAGUGGAUAUUAAUAUUGUUGAAUACAUGUUUGAGGUUUUUUUCUUCCCGUUGAGCUCCAUUCUUUAGAGCUGCUAGGGAGGGGGGGAGAGAGAUAGGGAGAGAGACUGAGAGAGAGACAGGUGACAGCUGAUCACAUGGACCUCCAUUGAGGACGGUCUUCCGAAACAGAAAAGAGAGUGCAGUGACUACUAGUGUGGUCUGUAUUGUCUUUGCUUCCUUUUAUUUGGCAGGGGAGCCUCGGGCUUGUCCUCUUCUCUACUCUACCCUCAUUUAUAUUGUGCCAAUUUGUUUCAGCUGCUUGCCUACUUCAGAGCUCAGAGAGAGAGAGAGAGAGCGAGAGAGAGAGCUCCGCUGCCUCAGGCAUUCUUUGUCACAGGGGUCGAGGGGAGAGAGACAGAGGGCUGAGGAUCACAUGGUGGCCUUUUUUUGGGUAUGUGACAGCUUCUGCUUUUAGUCUUUUAGUGCUUCCUUUUAUCUCCUCUUCAUGAAACCCCUUUCAAAACCUCAAAUCACCACCUCAUCGGCUGAUCAGUGAUUGCCUUCUCCUGCUCCUUUAAGAACCCUCUUCCCUGCCCUCAUUUUUCUUCAUCCCUCACCUUUGCCCAAAAGACAAGAACAAAGCAAUAUGAUGCUCUGAUCGCUUCGCCGACCGCCAUCGCAAUCCUACACAUUGUGGUGACGCACCAAGAUAAUACACAACCCCUCUGCUUUUACUACCCUCCGUAUUACAAGAAGCAGCUCCAGGAAUUGCUCACGCCAUGGAGGUUGCCAUGCUCUGCACAAGAGUUAGCCUGCUCAUCCUCAUUCUCUCCCUCUGCUCUCCAUACAAGUUCAUACAGAGUCCCAUGGACUUCGGCCCCUUGAACCUGCUCCCCACCACCACCACUGCGUCCAGCGAUUUCGGUAGGAUACUUUUCCACUCUCCAGCCGCAGUGCUGAAGCCCCAGUCCUCAAGGGAUAUCUCCCUACUUCUCAGCUUCCUAUCUGGCUCGUCUCUGAGCAAGGUCACGGUGGCGGCCAGGGGAGCAGGUCACUCCAUUCAUGGCCAGGCCCAGGCUCUAGAUGGCAUUGUAGUGGAGAUGAGCUCUUUGCCUGCCGAGAUAGAAUUCUACAAAGGAGGAGAAGGAGAAAUUUCGUAUGCUGAUGUGAGUGGUGGGGUUAUGUGGAUAGACCUCCUGGAGCAGAGCUUGAAGCUUGGGCUAGCUCCAAGGUCAUGGACUGACUACCUCUAUCUCACCGUUGGCGGAACGCUGUCCAAUGCUGGCAUCAGUGGGCAGACAUUUAAGCACGGGCCUCAGAUUAGUAAUGUUCUACAGCUGGAGGUAGUCACAGGACGAGGGGAGAUUGUGACAUGCUCACCCAGCAAGGAUGCGGAUUUGUUCAAUGCAGUUCUGGGAGGUCUUGGCCAGUUUGGCAUCAUAACUAGGGCCAGGAUCCUGCUGCAGGAAGCUCCACAGAAAGUGAAGUGGGUGAGAGCCUUUUAUGAUGAUUUCAGCAUCUUCACCAAGGACCAGGAGUUGCUGGUAUCCAUGCCGGAUUUGGUGGACUAUGUGGAAGGUUUCAUAGUCUUGAAUGAACAAUCCCUUCACAGCUCCUCCAUCGCCUUCCCUGCAAAUGUGGACUUCAACCCAGAUUUUGGCACCAAGAACAGCCCUAACAUUUACUACUGCAUAGAGUUUGCAGUCCAUGAUUACCAGCACAAGAACACUAAUGUGGAACAGGUUGUGGAAGUUAUCUCAAGGCAGAUGAGCCACAUGGUGUCCCAGUUGUACAGUGUGGAGGUGUCCUACUUCGAUUUUCUCAAUCGGGUCAGGAUGGAAGAGAUGAGCCUAAGGAGCAUCGGGCUGUGGGAGGUACACCACCCAUGGCUCAACAUGUUUGUGCCAAAGGCGGGGAUCAAUGACUUCAGGGACCUGCUCAUGGACAACGUUUCACCAGAUAGCUUUGAGGGCCUGAUCCUCAUCUACCCACUCCUCAUAGACAAGUGGGACACCAACACAUCGGUCGUGCUACCAGAUUCCGGAUCCACGGACCGGGUGAUGUACGUGGUGGGCAUCCUCAGGUCCGCAAACCCUGAAGGUGGCUGCUCCCACCACUGCCUCCAAGAGCUCCUCCGCCGCCACCGCCGCAUCGCCUACACCGCCGGAGUACACCUCGGUGCCAAACAGUACUUGGCUCACCACCCGACUCCGUCCGGUUGGCACCAGCACUUUGGGCGGCGGUGGGAGCGGUUCGCGGAGCGCAAGAACCGGUUCGACCCGCUACGCAUCCUGGGGCCGGGCCAGGGCAUAUUCCCCAGGAGAGACGACAAUGCUGCGUUUGGGAGCUAGCUUAGCCGGCAGAAAGUGAACAAGGGAUAUAGGCAGCUGACUAGGACGAUGCGAUCUUGUUCUUUCUUUUUCUGGAUCUUCUCUUGAGUUUCCUCGGCAUUUUGAGGCACCGGUUGGGUUAUUCUGUGGGGGUUGGGGGGCACUUUGAGUUUGAGAGGACCCGGUGGUGAAUAUCACAGGGAAUUUUGGAACUUUGUACAGGCUGAGGAAGCACAAGCGCUCUAGGGAUAGAGAUAGUGAUUCUAUUCGAUCUGUAUUCCUUGUUCGAUGUGGCCAUUAGUAGGGUUAUUAUUGACUUACUGUUGUUCACUUGCUGUAGGGUUAUUAUUGACUUA
Molecule: messenger RNA, 5437 nt
Organism: Panicum hallii
Lineage: Eukaryota; Viridiplantae; Streptophyta; Magnoliopsida; Poales; Poaceae
Product: cytokinin dehydrogenase 3
Exons: 7
Coding region: 3531-5102 (523 amino acids)
Biological process (GO): cytokinin metabolic process
Molecular function (GO): cytokinin dehydrogenase activity; FAD binding
Source: RefSeq, a predicted model, not a curated record